Messenger RNA from Pteronotus mesoamericanus, 507 nucleotides. RefSeq names its product sperm acrosome-associated protein 5-like. The record is from RefSeq and is a predicted model, not a curated record. The transcript is spliced from 4 exons. NCBI's taxonomy places the organism in Eukaryota, Metazoa, Chordata, Mammalia, Chiroptera, Mormoopidae. Gene Ontology annotation, biological process: fusion of sperm to egg plasma membrane involved in single fertilization. Gene Ontology annotation, molecular function: lysozyme activity. The coding region runs from base 25 to 507 and encodes 160 amino acids. Gene Ontology annotation, cellular component: sperm flagellum; acrosomal vesicle.
AUAGGAAGGCUUGUGGGAGUCAUAAUGCAAACCUGGGGCACUGUGGUGGUGACCCUGACAAUGAUGAUAGUUGCCACUGUGGAUGCCAAGAUCUAUGAACGCUGUGACCUGGCAAUGAAGCUGGAGAAGGCAGGCCUCAAUGGCUUUCGAGGCUAUGGCAUUGGAGACUGGCUAUGUGUGGCACAUUAUGAGAGUGGCUUUGACACCUCCUUCAUGGACCACAAUCCUGAUGGCAGCAGUGACUACGGCAUUUUCCAGCUGAAUUCUGCCUGGUGGUGUGACAAUGGUGUUACACCCACCAAGAACCUCUGUCACAUGGAGUGUCAUGACCUUCUCAACCGCCAUAUUCUGGAUGACAUCUUGUGUGCCAAGCAGGUAGUGUCCUCACAGAAUGGUAUGAACGCCUGGGGUUCCUGGAUCCAGCACUGUUAUGGCCAUGAUUUAUCUGAGUGGCUCAAGGGGUGUAAUAUGCAUGCAAAACCUGGCACAAAGAGAAUGACUUCAUGA